GUUCACUAAAUUGAUAUAUCGCACUCCAGUCACUCAAUUGUUAUUGUUUGCACUCUUGCUAGACCAUCAGAACGAAUAGGCGCACGAUGAGGGGCCACGUCGUCAUACCCUUGUACGGGCAUUGUUCUUGUGCGGGCGGUCCCGCGCGUUCCUGUCUCCAAUUCUGCAGGUGAUAAUCAAUCAAUCAAUCGUCUGCAUCCAGCUCUGUCAAACCAAUCCUCGACGCCACAAACGUGAUGAAAGGUUCUCACUCAAUGGCGCCGGAUGCGUCCCCAGACCUCCGUGUAACCCAGCUAGACGACACUCAGAUUCCCUCUUCUGAAGAGGAGGAGGAAGAUGAUGAUCUAGCUGGCGACGAUUUUGCUGGCACCACACAGAAGCCGGGAGGCUCGAGCCAGGACGACGACGAAGAUGGCGGGAACAACGGUACAUCCGAAGAUGCACAGACUGCUGGCUUGCUUCCACGCGAUAAGCAGAGGCGCACUGCUUUCUACGAUUAUGUUUCGGAGAAGCAAAUGAGUCACUCUGAGGCAAAGCAGUUCUAUCAGCGUCACCAACUCGAGAAUCUCGGCACCCCCAGCGAUGGCUAUAGCCCCGUUAUACGUGCGAAAACCUUCCCCGCCAACUUCGCUGCCAACGACAGCCUCGAUAUGCCAAGCAGAGCAGACAGUAUUCGAUCUAGAAAAAGCAACACGAGCCUGGCAAACCAGGUUCACAAGCCCGCGCUUCCCGUCGGGUUGUCACAGACAGAACAGUCACAGGACCCACGAACCCAAUUUGCUCCCCUUGCUGGAACAAACGAGCCCUCUGCAGAUGCAUUCCUCAGUGCCGACAAGUCCGCAAGGGAGCAUUCAAAUCACCCCGGCCUUCCGCACGAAUUCAAACCUCCGUUGCUUGCUGAAGAGGGAAUACACGGAGCUGGCGCUGGAGUCGGAAUCGGCUCAGGAGCGGGUGGUUUCGCCAUGUCAGACUCGAGCGUGACUGCUGAGCUUAGCUCGAUAUAUACCAAUAUUCAAAAAGUCAUAGAUCUACGUCACAAAUACAUCCGCCUGUCUCUUCAAGGCAAUUUCGAUAACCCAAAGGACGAUCCCAGCUGGAAAAUUUACCCUCCCCACCCUGAGCCGGUGUGGGAUGAACUGAAGGGGCGUCCUAUGGGAACGAGCAGCUUGCAGAACAGCACAGUUCUCGAUCCCGCCGAUGCUCCUAAGCCGCCCAGGAAGAUGGGUAGAGAUAUUGGUGAGGAUUUCUGCAAGGAAGACUUGCCUAUUCCCGGCCCAUCCGAACUGUCUUUCCGCCUGGACGAGAGUGGCGUCUUCCAAGUGUAUGAGACCACCAAGUCGGCAGAGCUUGAAUUGCCAAUUGUGGCGAUUCCUACAUUGAGGGACUUCUACAUGGAUCUUGAUGCCAUUCUCGAUGUCUCGUCGGACGGGCCAAGUAAAAGUUUCGCUUUCCGCAGGCUUCAGUAUCUCGAGGGCAAGUUCAAUCUCUACUACUUGUUGAAUGAGUAUCAAGAGAUUGCCGACAGCAAGAAGGUUCCCCAUAGAGAUUUCUACAACGUCCGAAAGGUAGAUACUCACGUUCACCACUCGGCAUGCAUGAACCAAAAGCAUCUGCUGCGUUUCAUCAAGUCCAAGAUGAAGAAGUCUUGCGACGAGGUGGUGCUCUUCCGAGAUGGAAAGCAUCUGACACUGAAGGAGGUGUUCGAAUCGAUCAACCUGACAGCGUAUGACCUCAGUAUUGAUACAUUGGAUAUGCACGCGCACACCGACUCCUUCCAUCGUUUUGAUAAAUUCAAUCUCAAGUACAAUCCCAUCGGAGAAUCUCGUCUUCGUACGAUCUUCCUGAAGACCGACAAUUUCAUCAAAGGGCGGUACCUUGCGGAAAUUACGAAAGAGGUAAUUUCGGAUUUGGAAUCCAGCAAGUAUCAAAUGGUGGAGUGGCGCAUCUCCAUCUACGGACGAGCGCUUGAUGAAUGGGAUAAUCUCGCCGCCUGGGUUGUGGACAAUAAGUUGUUUUCGCCCAACGUGCGAUGGCUGGUGCAGGUGCCUCGCUUGUACGAUGUCUAUAAAGCGUCCAAUCUCAUGGACAACUUCGAACAGGUUGUCACGAACGUCUUCCAGCCGCUCUUCGAAGUUACUAAAGAUCCGUCAAGCCACCCCAAAUUGCACAUCUUCCUGCAGAGAGUCAUCGGAUUCGACAGUGUCGACGACGAGAGCAAAGUCGAACGUCGCCUGUUCAAGAAGUUCCCCGUUCCCAAAGUCUGGACUUCCAAGCAAAAUCCUCCUUACAGCUACUGGAUGUACUAUCUUUUCGCGAACAUUGCUUCUCUCAAUGUGUGGCGUAAGCAGCGUGGCUUCAAUACGUUCCUACUCCGACCACAUUGCGGAGAGGCAGGUGAUACCGACCAUCUUGCUGCCGCUGUCCUUUGUACACACAGUAUCAGCCAUGGUCUCCUUCUCCGCAAGGUUCCGUUGCUGCAAUACAUCUUCUAUUUGGAACAGAUUGGCGUCGCCAUGUCUCCCCUGAGCAACAACGCACUAUUCCUCGCCUACGAAAGGAAUCCUUUCUUAGGCUACUUCAGGCGUGGUCUCAAUGUCUCGUUAUCAACUGACGAUCCAUUGCAAUUCGCCUUCACUAAGGAGCCCCUCAUAGAAGAAUAUUCAGUCGCAGCCCAGAUUUACAAGCUGAGCGCAGUGGAUAUGUGCGAACUAGCAAAGCAUUCUGUGGAGCAGAGUGGGUUCGAGCAUUCAAUCAAGCAGCGAUGGCUGGGAAGCAACUAUCAUCUUCCGGGUGUAGCUGGUAACGAUAUGGCAAAGUCCAAUGUGCCCAGCAUCCGUGAGGCAUUCAGACACGAAACGUUGGCAGCAGAACUGUCCAUGAUCGAUCGGUACACGCGCGCUUCACAGACUUCGGGUCACGAUCUCACGACUCUGAAUCUUCCGACCGCUCACUCUACAGUCCCACAAACACCCAGGUCCAACCACGCUACUCAUCCUGGUUCCCCCGUGGCAUCGCUGCAUACAAACCCUUCCGCAGCCCACCUGCCAGACCAGCACCAGAUACCUUCCCUGUCCCAGGACGCCAGCCACGGCCAUCAACAGUCACCCAACUAUCCCAUGCAGCAGGCACGCUUCAACCAGGCAUCCGCCGGCGCCGACAGCCCCGUAGAGUCCUCGGCCCAACCACCGAGCCCCGCCCGACACAAGGGCGACACGUUCGAACGGCCACGACGAAGCUCGAGCAUGGUGCUCGACCCGGGAAGCAGCGUGCCUCCCCAACCCAGCAUCCUCCCAUCGCCAACGAGCACCCAGCAACCGUUCUCACCGUACGCCACCGCGACAAACCAGGGCGUGAAGAGCCCCGAAGAGUCGAUGACGUUGACGCGAACGACCAGCUCGACGGGCCUGCCGUUGGAGGCCGCGGAGCCCAAGAUUUUCCCGGGUGUCGUCAGCCGCAGGAGACGGAGCAGCUUGCGGAGCAGCGCCCUCGACGACGAGGAGAACCCGGCGGCAGCUGCGGCGGCGGUGGCAGCGCAAGUGCAGGGACAAGGCCAUCACGCGCCGCAGGUGUCUCAUCCGGGCCACUCGGGCUUCAUCCGCGGCGAUGGGAACUCCGUGGUCGAGGAGCGUGAUUCUGACGAUAAUUGAUGGGCGGGCAAUGGAUUGGUAAUGGUGGUAACAAUAGCAGGUGACGCCUGGGUACCUAUAUAUCAUCAUGAAGAUUAGAUGGUGAUGGGACAGAACGGAAUUGGCUACGACUAUUUAUAUCGUGAUAUAUUUUAUAU
Molecule: messenger RNA, 3784 nt
Organism: Aaosphaeria arxii CBS 175.79
Lineage: Eukaryota; Fungi; Ascomycota; Dothideomycetes; Pleosporales
Product: AMP deaminase
Exons: 4
Coding region: 237-3647 (1136 amino acids)
Biological process (GO): AMP metabolic process; IMP salvage
Cellular component (GO): cytosol
Molecular function (GO): AMP deaminase activity
Source: RefSeq, a predicted model, not a curated record